GCACGAGGCGUUUGCCGAGCGACUAUGCAACAAAUAUAAAAUCCGAAGCGCUUGGAAAAUGUGAAAACAUUCAUAACGGAAAACUCCUGGCGUGUGGACGUGUUCGUCGUGCUCUGUCUUUGUCACGUCUUUCGCUGCUUGUGUUGUGUAUUAUUUCUGUGAGUGCGUCUCGCUCUUAUCGCUGCUCACUUCGCUUCUUACCACACUUACUUAUCUAUCAAGCAACAAACCAAAAAUAUACAAAAAAUCUACAAAAACCAUCGACGAAUUUCAUUAAUCCUAUAUUGCAAUAUAUUUUGCCGCGUUCUGAUUUUUACAUUGUGAGCAACCUUGAGAUUUCGCGCUGCAAACAAACAACUUGCCAACUUCACAAGUGCAAUACAAAACUUGAGUAUUUCCAACCGCCAUUUGCAAUGUGACUUUAAAAGUGUGAACCCUCUAGCAAAUUGUACUUUAUUGUGUUGCCAAGCAAAUAUAUAUAUUUCAAAAACCUCAAAUCAAUUGCCAUAUCAUCGUUGAGACGUUGAUCAAAGCGCCGUUCCCAAUACAAAAUACAAAAAAAAAAAAUCAAAGUGGGUCUACAAGUCGAAUUUGGAAUACGGCAAAGGACGAGCAGCUGCUGCCAACCCAACGAAAUGUGUACUAUUGAGAAACGCUCCUUCUCUUUCCGGCUGCGUCGCUCGUUCGGCGAUGGUGGCAGCACCAAUAGCCGCAACAGCAACAACAAUAGCAGCACCUGUACUAAUCACAACAACAACAAGCGAUGCAGUACCCCAUUGACUCCGACCAGCACCAGCACCGGCAGGUUGGAGGUGCCUGGUGCAUCGGUAAGUCGUCGCAGCAGCAUUUACAAGAAGCCCGAUAAGAAUGAUGGGGGUCUGAUCCAUUUGAUACCCGAUGUGGAACUGCCACUGAUGACAUUCGGCGAUCAGUACAAUAUCGAGAAGACGCUGGCCGAGGGCUGCUUUGCCAAGAUCUUGCUGUGCCGGCACAGGCCCACCAAUACGACCGUGGUGCUGAAGGCGGUCCAUGCGGAACUGACCACCAUCAAGGAGUUCCAGAAGGAAUUCCACUACAACUAUGAGCUCUCGCAUCAUCAUCACAUACUCAGCGCCUAUGCGGUCGCCUUUCAGACCAUGGACUACUUUGUGUUCGCCAUGGAGCAUGCUCCAUAUGGUGAUCUCGCCUCGAACAUUGGCCCAAAUGGUUUGCAUGAGACGGCCUGCAAACUGGUUGCGGAGCAGUUGAGCUCUGCACUGGGUUUUAUGCACUCCAAGAACCUGGUGCAUCGUGAUCUCAAGAUUGAGAAUGUCUUGGUCUUUACGCCGGACUUUGGGCGCGUCAAGCUCUGCGAUUUUGGGGCGACGACCAAGAAGGGUCUGCUCGUGCAUAAGGUGAAGCAUACGUGGACCAGUUGUGUGCCGCCCGAGCAGCUGGAGCUGAUCAAGAACGAGCGUUUCCAGUGCUUGCCCAUCAGCGACUCCUGGCAGUUUGGCAUCCUGCUGUACAACAUUCUCACCGGCAAUCCCCCAUGGCAGUCAGCGGAUUGGGUUAAGGAUCAGGCAUACUCCAAUUUUAUGAAAUAUGAACAGCGCAAGACGACCAAAGUGCCGGAUAGUUUCCGGCGCUUCUCGCCUCGUUUAAUGCGCUGCUUCCGCAAGUAUUUGAGCCAUGAUCCCGAGGAUCGUUGCAAGAUCACCGAGGUGACCAAAUACAUGAAAGAUCGCUGGGUGGAGUGUCGCAUCUCAGCCUCCAAGUCGGCCACGCUGAUCUCACCCAAUCAACAUGACCAGGACUCGUGCAUAUAUCUCAAUCAGCGCGAAGGUCGCCUCUCUGGCGAUGAGAACAAAUUGCGCUUCAAGCGUAUGAUGUCCAGUUACGGAUUGGAUGGCCCCAUCGAUCAGACCAUGGUGCGACGGCGCGUUUGGGAUUGGUUGUCCCAUUGCGAUGCCAAUUUCGAUCCAGAAAUUGAAAGUCUGCACGCAUUGGACAUAGCGCAGUAGUUUGCCCUCUCAAAGAUUUUAGCCAGUCUCGGAAUUUAAGGAUUUUUCAGAUCUAUGAGAUCGUAUAUUGUUCGUAGAAAUCGAGAAGUUACUUCUCAAAAAAAGAAGCAAAAUUUUGUUAUUUGGUUCGAUGAUGAACCAAAUUGGAAUAUACCUUUAUAAUAACUAUAGACGAAUUUUGCUAUGCAUAUAUAUAUAUGUAUAUAUAUAGAUAACUACAUAAGUAGUACGAAUUUGAGAAAAAAACCAAAAUCAAAAAUGAAUAAAUAAAAAAAUGAAACUAAUUGUAAUCCAUUUAGAAAAAGAAACACGUCAACGGACUUUCCACUAGUGUUACCUUUCUAGUCUUCCGCAACGAUGGUUUUUUAU
Drosophila grimshawi is the source of this 2372-nucleotide messenger RNA. It is a transcript of the gene meng, whose product is annotated as serine/threonine-protein kinase meng-po. The transcript has 2 exons. Gene Ontology annotation, molecular function: ATP binding; protein serine/threonine kinase activity. Lineage: Eukaryota; Metazoa; Arthropoda; Insecta; Diptera; Drosophilidae. Gene Ontology annotation, biological process: peptidyl-serine phosphorylation; peptidyl-threonine phosphorylation. The record is from RefSeq and is a predicted model, not a curated record. Bases 636 to 2003 code for a protein of 455 amino acids.